Rhizophagus irregularis DAOM 181602=DAOM 197198 is the source of this 234-nucleotide messenger RNA. Lineage: Eukaryota; Fungi; Glomeromycota; Glomeromycetes; Glomerales; Glomeraceae. The record is from RefSeq and is a predicted model, not a curated record.
AUGCCUAUACAAUGGUUUUUUGCAUUCUGGAAUUUAAAGCAGCGUAAAAAAUGUAAGAGAUUUCAGGCUGUUGUUAUAGAUGUACUUAAAUCUAUUACUAAAAUUAUUCAAAACUGUGAAUACAGAAAGUUGAUUGUAUAUUUCAAUACUUGGGCAAGCUUGGAUAAAACACUUAAUACAGAAUUCAACUUCAAAGAAUUUAAAGAAGCAGAACUAAAACAAGAAUCAGAAUAA